Messenger RNA from Bombina bombina (fire-bellied toad), 1862 nucleotides. RefSeq names its product ATPase H+ transporting V1 subunit H (gene ATP6V1H). Gene Ontology annotation, molecular function: proton-transporting ATPase activity, rotational mechanism. Lineage: Eukaryota; Metazoa; Chordata; Amphibia; Anura; Bombinatoridae. The transcript has 14 exons. Gene Ontology annotation, cellular component: lysosomal membrane; vacuolar proton-transporting V-type ATPase, V1 domain. Gene Ontology annotation, biological process: proton transmembrane transport. The record is from RefSeq and is a predicted model, not a curated record. The coding region runs from base 134 to 1573 and encodes 479 amino acids.
UGUGUAUCACAUGACUAUGUUUCCGUCACAUGACAUUCAGUCAGCUGUCCGCUGCACAGAGGGUCAUACAUAGCGGUCUGUCGUGUCGGAUUUAGAAGAACUAAUAAUUAUCGGGAUUCCUCGGAGAGAAAAUAUGGAUAUUCGAGGUGCAGUUGAUGCUGCUGUCCCAACAAAUAUUAUUGCAGCAAAAGCUGCAGAAGUGCGGGCGAAUAAAGUGAACUGGCAGUCCUAUCUACAAGGUCAGAUGAUUUCUGGAGAAGAUUGUGAAUUUAUUCAGCGGUUUGAGAAAUCUCGUCCAGAAGAGAAGCAGGCAAUACUCACUAAUGAAGGAAAUCAGUGUGCUAAAACGUUUAUAAACCUGAUGACCCACAUUUCCAAGGAGCAAACUGUGCAAUAUAUUUUAACCAUGGUGGAUGACAUGCUUCAGGAAAACCAUCAGCGGGUCAGUAUUUUCUUUGAUUAUGCUCGGCGUGGGAAGGAUACAGCAUGGUCCUACUUUCUACCAAUGUUAAAUCGUCAGGAUCUUUUUACAGUCCACAUGGCUGCACGAAUAAUUGCUAAAUUGGCUGCCUGGGGGAGAGAAUUGAUGGAAGGCAGCGAUUUGAAUUACUACUUCAACUGGAUUAAAACACAGAUGAGCUCACAGAAGUUAAGAGGAAAUGUCACUGCUGCGGAAACAGGAACUGUCUCUCCAAGUGAUAGUUCUCAAUAUGUGCAGUGUGUUGCUGGGUGUCUUCAGUUGAUGCUGAGGGUUAAUGAAUAUCGUUUUGCGUGGGUGGAAUCAGAUGGUGUCAACUGCAUUAUGGGGGUGCUGAAUAAUAAAUGUGGGUUUCAGCUUCAGUACCAGAUGAUUUUCUCACUCUGGCUGCUAGCGUUUAGCCCACAAAUGUGUGAAUAUCUCCGUAGAUACAACAUUGUGCCAGCAUUGUCAGACAUCCUCCAGGAAUCUGUAAAAGAGAAAGUGACCAGGAUAAUUCUAGCGACAUUCAAAAACCUAUUAGAGAAAUCAAGUGAAAGAGAAACUCACCAGGAAUAUGCUCUUGCUAUGAUCCAGUGCAAAGUGCUCAAACAACUUGAGAAUUUGGAACAGCAGAAAUAUGAUGAUGAGGACAUUGUGGAAGAUAUCAAAUUUUUAUUGGAAAAAUUGGGAGAAAGUGUUCAAGAUUUGAGCUCAUUUGAUGAGUACAGCUCUGAACUGAAAUCAGGAAGACUGGAAUGGAGCCCAGUGCAUAAAUCUGAGAAAUUCUGGAGAGAAAAUGCUGCACGAUUAAAUGAGAAAAACUAUGAACUCCUUAAAAUCCUGACAAAGCUUCUAGAAGUCUCAGAUGACCCACAGGUACUUGCAGUGGCUGCUCAUGACAUAGGAGAAUAUGUCCGUCAUUACCCAAGAGGAAAAAGGGUGAUUGAGCAGUUGGAUGGAAAACAGCUGGUAAUGAACCACAUGCAUCAUGAAGAUCAACAAGUCCGCUACAACGCUUUGCUGGCUGUGCAGAAAUUGAUGGUACAUAACUGGGAGUACCUUGGAAAGCAGCUUCAGUCUGAACAGCCACCAGCAGUUACUGCAAGAAGUUAAAUUCAUUUCUUCGCUAUAACCAGAAGUAUCAGUUUAUACAUCUUGUUGAGUUUAACAUUUUAAUUGUAUUUUUGUGAACGUUUGUCCUUGCUUGUUCAAGAUGUGUACAUUUUUUUCCUUAAAAUCCUUAUUCACGUGAAGUCUACAAUUUGCAAUAUUGUUGUAUUGUUCACCCAGGAAUGGUUGAAAGGUAAUUACUUUACUAGCUAUAAUGUACUGCACCUAGGAGUGUCCUGCUGUAAUUUAUUGUUUGAGAACAUUAUUAAAGUUAUACACAUUCCAUAGUAAA